UAUUUUUAGGUGUAUCUAAUUAAAAUCAGUUUUUGUAUGAAAUUAGUACACAAUACUUAUAUUUUUGUGUUACUUAGACACAAUAUUUGUAGUUUUGUAUUAUAAAUGAUACAAUAUUUAUAGUUUUAUGCAAUUUACUCAUUAUUAUUUAUGUCAUAUAAGUAAUAUGCAAAAUUAAAAUUGAUUAAUAAUAACUGCCAAAAGCCAUGUCUUUCCGGUCCUGGAAACAGCACCCUGAAUAAAGUAACAUAAAUCACCAACCACCAAUAAAAGAAAAAAGAACAACGCUGUUCAAUUAAAGAAAAACAGAAAGGCGAACUGCCACGGACCCGAGAAGUGAGUGCUGCCCCGUCAAUGUCGCCGGGAAGCCAAGAAAAGCAAAGCAAACCCUUUGGUUUCUCUUUCCUCCUCCACCCCUGGCUUCCUCCCCUUCCCAUUUCUCCUCCAAAUCGUUGCUCUUUUUAGUUUCUUUUGCUUGCACUCAGUUCCUGGAAAGAGAGGUGGUUGCAAUGGGAGGUAGCGGAGCGCUGAUCUCGGUUUACCCGGAGGAGCUCACCUUCUUACUUGAGCUGGACAAGCCGUGCUAUUGCAAUCUCAAGGUGGUGAACAACAGCGAGCACCAUGUCGCAUUCAAGGUGAAGACAACAUCACCGAGGAAGUAUUUUGUCCGGCCGAACGCGAGCAUCGUCCAGCCGUGGGAUUCUUGCACUAUAACGAUCACACUCCAGGCACAGAAAGAGUACCCACCAGAAAUGCAAUGCAAGGAUAAGUUCUUGAUUCAGAGCACGAAGGUGGUUGCCAGUACUGAUAUGGAUGAGAUCCCCCCUGAUACGUUCAACAAGGAAGUUGAUAAGGUAAUUGAGGAAAUGAAGCUUAAGGUUGUUUACACAAUACCUAGUGGAGGCUCAGACGACUCUAGUGUGACAUCUUCAGGAAACAGGAGCUUCAAAGCGGCGUCUGAUGAUCUGACGAUGCUGAAGAAUGCAAGCAUUGAUGAGAUCCAGACAAUUCAGCGCCUGAAGGAAGAAAGAGAUAACAUGCUUCAGCAAAAUCAGCAAAUGCAACGUGAACUGGAUGUGCUCAGGAGGCGUAGGAGCCGCAAAGGUGACUCGGGCUUCUCCUUGACAUUUGCUGCUUUUGCUGGGGUAAUAGGUCUUCUGGUCGGGCUUCUGAUGAGCCUCAUCUUCUCUUCCCCACCGGCCACUGCUUAAGACACAAAGGUUGCAGACUAGAGAAGCAGUGUUCAGGAUCGACAUCAGGAUGAGCUCGGUAAAAAGGAUGGAAAUUUCAAUUCCAGUCUCCAUUGUUAUUCUGUUGUUCUUUAGGCUGUAGUUAUGUGAAACGAUAACGGGUCGCAAUGAUCCACCCGUGCUUGCUUCAUCUUCCAUUUGUAUUUGCCCUUCGGUUGCAAUCCUUUAUGUAUUUAGUUCGAUAUGUAUCAGGACGAAAGCUGCAAGCAAUCACCGAUUGGAAAUGUAAAGUGGAACUGAUAGUAGUAGACUAGUAAAUAUCAAGGGAAAAGGCUGAUGUCUACUACCUGAUAUCUAUAUACCAGAUCCCUGAUGGUGCUCCCUGGGAA
This is a messenger RNA of Phragmites australis (common reed), 1579 nucleotides long. RefSeq names its product vesicle-associated protein 2-1-like. The record is from RefSeq and is a predicted model, not a curated record. The transcript is spliced from 9 exons. Bases 510 to 1211 code for a protein of 233 amino acids. NCBI's taxonomy places the organism in Eukaryota, Viridiplantae, Streptophyta, Magnoliopsida, Poales, Poaceae. Gene Ontology annotation, biological process: endoplasmic reticulum membrane organization. Gene Ontology annotation, cellular component: endoplasmic reticulum membrane; plasma membrane.